This is a messenger RNA of Panthera uncia (snow leopard), 2716 nucleotides long. It is a transcript of the gene PAMR1, whose product is annotated as peptidase domain containing associated with muscle regeneration 1. The record is from RefSeq and is a predicted model, not a curated record. Gene Ontology annotation, biological process: proteolysis. NCBI's taxonomy places the organism in Eukaryota, Metazoa, Chordata, Mammalia, Carnivora, Felidae. The transcript has 13 exons. The coding region runs from base 48 to 2141 and encodes 697 amino acids. Gene Ontology annotation, molecular function: serine-type endopeptidase activity; calcium ion binding.
AGUACACGGUCAUUAAUGAGGCCUGCCCGGGAGCCGAGUGGAAUAUCAUGUGUCGGGAGUGCUGUGAAUACGAUCAGAUCGAAUGCGUCUGCCCUGGAAAGAAGGAGGUAGUGGGCUACACCAUCCCUUGCUGCAGGAACGAGGAGAAUGAGUGCGACUCCUGCCUCAUUCACCCAGGCUGUACCAUCUUUGAAAACUGCAAGGCCUGCCGGAACGGCUCGUGGGGGGGCACGCUGGACGACUUCUACGUGAAGGGCAUCUACUGCGCAGAGUGCCGGGCGGGCUGGUACGGAGGAGACUGCAUGCGAUGUGGCCAGGUUCUGCGAGCCUCAAAGGGUCAGAUUUUGUUGGAGAGCUACCCUCUAAAUGCUCACUGUGAAUGGACCAUUCAUGCCAAACCUGGGUUCAUCAUCCAGCUAAGGUUCAUCAUGUUGAGUCUGGAGUUCGACUACAUGUGCCAGUAUGACUAUGUUGAGGUCCGUGACGGGGACAGCAGCAAUGGCCGGAUCAUCAAACGCUUCUGUGGCAAUGAGCGGCCAGCUCCUAUCCGGAGCACAGACUCUUCGCUCCACAUCCUCUUCCAUUCAGAUGGCUCCAAGAAUUUUGAUGGCUUCCAUGCUGUAUUUGAGGAGAUCACAGCAUGUUCCUCUUCUCCCUGUUUCCAUGAUGGCACUUGCCUUCUUGACAAAACCGGAUCUUACAAAUGUGCCUGCCUGGCAGGCUACACCGGGCAGCACUGUGAAAAUCGGAGGGAAGCCAAGCAAAGCAGUGAAAAGGCAUCUGAGGACACUCUCUCAGUCCUUGAAGAAAGAAACUGCUCGGACCCUGGGGGCCCAGUCAAUGGGUACAAGAAGAUAGCAGGUGGCCCUGGGCUUAUCAACGGGCACUAUGCGAAAAUCGGCACUGUCGUGUCCUUCUUUUGUAAUAACUCCUACGUUCUUAGUGGCAACGAGAAGAGAACUUGCCAGCAGAAUGGAGAGUGGUCGGGGAAACAGCCAAUCUGCAUAAAAGCCUGCCGAGAACCAAAGAUCUCAGACCUGGUGAGACGCAAAGUUCUUCCAAUGCAGGUUCAGUCAAGGGAGACGCCGUUACACCAGCUCUACUCGGCGUCCUUCAGCAAGCAGAAACUGCAGGGCGCCCCCACCAAGAAGCCAGCCCUUCCCUUUGGAGAUCUGCCCCCCGGGUUCCAACACCUGCACACCCAGCUCCAGUACGAGUGUGUCUCACCCUUCUACCGUCGCCUGGGCAGCAGCCGCCGGACAUGCCUCAGGACCGGGAAGUGGAGUGGACGUGCCCCGUCCUGCAUCCCUAUCUGUGGGAAAACUGAGAACAUCGCCGCUCCAAAGACCCAGGGGAUGCGCUGGCCGUGGCAGGCGGCCAUCUACAGGAGGGCCAGCGGGGUGCACGGUGGCAGCCUGCACAAGGACGCGUGGUUCCUGGUCUGCAGCGGUGCCCUGGUGAAUGAGCGCACCGUGGUGGUGGCUGCCCACUGCGUAACUGACCUGGGGAGGGUCACCAUGAUCAAGACAGCAGACCUCAGAGUCGUCCUGGGGAAGUUCUACCGGGAUGAUGACCGAGAGGAGAAGACCAUCCAGAGCUUGCGGAUUUCUGCAGUCAUCCUGCAUCCCAACUACGACCCCAUCCUGCUGGACACGGACAUCGCCAUCCUGAAGCUCCUGGACAAGGCUCGUGUCAGCACCCGCGUCCAGCCCAUCUGCCUCGCCGCCCCGCGGGACCUCAGCACCUCCUUCCAGGAGUCCCGCAUCACCGUGGCCGGCUGGAACGUCCUGUCCGAUGCCAGAAGCCCGGGCUUCAAGAACGACACGCUGCGCUCAGGGGUGGUCAGGGUGGUGGACUCGCUGCUGUGUGAGGAGCAGCACGAGGACCACGGCAUCCCCGUGAGCAUCACGGACAACAUGUUCUGUGCCAGCCGGGACCCCGCUGCCCCUUCUGAUAUCUGCACGGCGGAGACGGGAGGCAUCGCGGCUGUGUCCUUUCCGGGACGGGCAUCCCCCGAGCCACGCUGGCAUCUGGUGGGGCUGGUCAGCUGGAGCUAUGACAAAACAUGCAGCCACGGCCUCUACACGGCCUUCAGCAAGGUACUGCCUUUUAAAGACUGGAUCGAGAGAAACAUGAAAUGAGCCUCGGCGCCACUGAGGUGCUUUUCGUGGGUCCAUCUCUACGUGUGUUGCCUGAGGCAGUGUGGACCUGAAGUUUGAUUCUGCCUGUGAAUUCGGCUGGGCCAGGGCUUCUGACUUCAAGAUCGAAACUCAGUGGAGAGUGAGUAGAGCUCACUUUUUGGUAGACCGCUGCCUUCCUGGCUGCUGAGACCAUUUGGAAGACACCACGGCUGCUUUGCAAGGACGGAGUCUCCUCCAAAAAGACUAUGCGAAUAGCAGAGAAGUGGUCCCCGUUCCACCAGCCCAGUGGCUUUGCCCACCUGCCCUAUGGUGGUGUGAAUGUCAUGGCCAGCUCUGGCGGAGACAGCAUUGGCCAAGAAGUCUGGGUUUCAUGAGGUCUCUUCCAAGACUCUUGCCAGACCACAUUCCAAAGAGCCGCCUGUGGGACAGCCCGGGACAACGGAGCUUGGAUGUGGCUCUGGCUUUUGUGUACAUUGCCACCGUAAAGUGUGGUCCUUCUCUUUCUCAAUCCCCUGUCCAUAUUUUAAUAAAACGAGGGUUGGCUUCUGACCUACAGAACCGCUGUGCUAUGGCUC